Messenger RNA from Penicillium atrosanguineum, 810 nucleotides. Its product is annotated as SDR family NAD(P)-dependent oxidoreductase. Bases 1 to 810 code for a protein of 269 amino acids. The transcript has 3 exons. The record is from RefSeq and is a predicted model, not a curated record. Lineage: Eukaryota; Fungi; Ascomycota; Eurotiomycetes; Eurotiales; Aspergillaceae.
AUGGCUUUACGAAGUUUCUUUCCCGGAGUGGCCGUGGUGACCGGUGCUGGUGGAACUGGUAUUGGAGCAGCCGUUGCAAAGGCAUUUGCUGCAGCUGGAUGUGAAAGAAUUGCUAUUACAGAUGUGAAUGAGAGUACUCUUGAGCAAACUAGGGCAGCAGUCGCUGCGGCUCACCCUAAGGCCCGCCUGCUUGCUAUGGCCGGGAACGUCGCUGACGAUCGAUUUGCGGAAUCUUUCAUUGAUAAAGUCGUGGAAACUUAUGGACGAGUUGACUAUGGUGUCAACUGUGCCGGUGUGAUCGGUAUACCGGCUAGAUCAUCAGAGACAUCUCUCGCCGAGUUCGAUCGAGUCAACAAUAUCAAUUAUCGAGGAUGUUGGUUAUCUUCUCGCGCCCUAUUAAAGCAGAUGGCUGCUCAAGAUUCUCUGCCCAGUCAUGAUCCAAGCCGCCCGCCACAACGUGGAGCAGUGGUAAAUAUCGCCAGUCAACUGGGGGUUGUUAGUCGUCCUAAUGCCCCUGCAUACUGUGCAUCAAAGUCUGCUAUCAUCGGAUUGACACGUGCAGAUGCAAUAGAUUAUUCUCAAGAUGGAAUCCGAGUCAACUGUGUCUGUCCAGGAGUUAUAGAAACGCCUCUCGUUAUGGAGAAGAAGGAGGUUCGCGAUGCUAUCCUGCCAGCAGUAGAAACAGCCCCCAUGAAAAGAAUGGGAACACCGGCUGAAGUAGCUGACGUGGUGCUUUUUCUUUGUUCGACACAGGCAUCUUUCGUCCAGGGCCAUGCGAUGUUAGUAGAUGGCGGGUAUAUUACCGUGUAA